Messenger RNA from Amblyraja radiata (thorny skate), 1285 nucleotides. RefSeq names its product CTF8, chromosome transmission fidelity factor 8 homolog (S. cerevisiae) (gene chtf8). The transcript is spliced from 3 exons. The record is from RefSeq and is a predicted model, not a curated record. Lineage: Eukaryota; Metazoa; Chordata; Chondrichthyes; Rajiformes; Rajidae. Bases 88 to 492 code for a protein of 134 amino acids. Gene Ontology annotation, biological process: mitotic sister chromatid cohesion. Gene Ontology annotation, cellular component: Ctf18 RFC-like complex.
CCGGAAACCGUCACACGCCCCCUCACCCGGAAACCGUCACACACCGGGGGCGGCGACAAGAGGGACGACCGGCGGCGGUAAAAGAAGAUGGUUCAAAUCCCGGUGGCGCUGCCGAGUACCAGAGGUGCCUCGAGCCCAGAGUGGGUAUUGAUGGAGCUGCAGGGAGAGAUCGAGGCCCGGCAUGAAAAGGGCCUGGCUGGGAGCCUGAUGGGAGAUCUACACUACAGCCGGGAGGGAGUUCCGAUUCUGAUCAUCGGCCACCACAUCCUGUACGGCAAAGUCAGCCACUUGGAGAAGCCGUUAGCAGUACUUGUAAAGCACAGUGCCAGAAGAGAAGGGGCAGAGAGCCCAGUGGAAGCUCAAGGUGCUGCCCAUGGAGUUAAUGAAGAGAGCACCUCUACCUGCUACAUGGUGACUGCACUAAUCAAGAGGAAGAUCAUCUUCAAAACCCGUCCAAAGCCCAUUAUUACCAACGUUCCCAAGAGGGUGUAGUGGCAUUGAAGCAGUAUGUACAGCGAGGAUAGCCAGCCGUAACCAGAGGCUCCUGAAACUUCAGCUCAAUGAGUGGUGUGGUGACUGACUGGUGCAUAUUUAAUAGCAUUCUCUGCCGCACUGAUCAGAUCAACUCGUGCAGUGCUUGUGAUUUUUCUACUGAGACUUCAUGUCUGAGAAAGAAAAGGCGAUUUAAGUUCUGAACUGUGUUGUAAAGCAGAUUUUAUGACAAGCUGCUGCUUUGUGGUCAUUUACAGUGACUGUAUUAUAUCACUCUAGUUUUCACUGUGAACAAGCAGCUGUUGUGCCAUUGAAGCAGACAGAUAUCUAUGAGGAAUCAUUUACAUAAAAUAUCCUGUUGAUUACUGACUGAAAUGAAGCAUUCAUCACCACAAAUGCAAGAGGCGAGGAAAAACAAGCUUCAGCCGACCAGGAGGUAGAGCAGCGUCCCUCCUGGUGUACCCGCGGUGUAGAGUGAGGCAGUGGACCGACCGCAGGACAGUUCACCCGCAACAAGAAAGUUCAUUUCAAUAAAUGCCUAGAUUACGCUGACCAACACUUUGGGACAGCGGUGGGUUUGAGGGGACUGUGGCCUAACAUCGAGGAGUUGCCGGCCUUUGCUGGAGAUUGAUCGGGAUUUCCACCGCGGGUGCCUGCGGGACUUACCAUUGCGGAGCUCGCGAUCACUUUGCCAGGGGUCGACCUCGGAGCUCCAACCGUGGGUGCUUACGGACUUAACAUCACGGAGCUCGCGGUCUCUGGUUAGAGAUCGACUUUCGGGAACUCCUAACCG